Molecule: messenger RNA, 1257 nt
Organism: Chara braunii
Lineage: Eukaryota; Viridiplantae; Streptophyta; Charophyceae; Charales; Characeae
Source: the annotation of a GenBank genome assembly
CGCGGACGGUGGUCUGGGUGCAGACGAUACUGGAUGGAGUAUCCAGCCGGGGUACAAACCCUGCCACCCACGAUUGGAGCCAUUCCUACCAUGGCGAACUCGACCCCGGCCACAGUACAACAAGCCCCAGCGCCUCAACCUCCUGGCAAUCUCCAACUAGCAUUGCAUCAGCCGUAUCCAGCGCCAUACCAACCAAGUUACUAUCCUCCACCACCGCCUCCGUACGGAUGGCAAGGAGCAUGGAACACUCCAAGUGUCCCUCCGCAAGUACCUUCGGCGAACGAGUUCCCUGAUCCAGGGAAUCGAGCCUGGUUCACAAAGGAACACCUGGACUUGAUAGAGCGUUGGAAAACGAGGGGGGCGAUUGAAGACGCCAAGAAGAAGGACGGUGGAGAAUCCAGUGGCACGACGUCAACUCGGACAAACAAGAAGGAGAAGGGGAAGAAGAGUAGUGGGAGCAACAUCGAUGGAAGCGAGGAGCGGAUCAAGGCAUGGAUCUCAACGCUGAGUAAGAUGAAGACACGAUCGAAGUCGAGAAGUGGAGGGAUCAAAGUUAGACAACCACGGAUCCUGAUCUCCUCCGACGAUGAAGAUCAGAGGAGAAAGGCUCGAGAGAACUGUACCAUCGAGGUAAAACACGAGAUGCCGGCGAAUGAGGGUGACAAGAAACUGGAAGCGAUCCUAAAUAUUUUAGGAUCGCUGGUCCGACAAACCAAAAUGAAGGAUGGUGAAGGGGACAUCCGUGAAAAAGAGAAGCUGGAAGAAGAUACAACCACGGAUACCGAAUCCAAGAUUGAGAUGGCAAGUGUGAAAGGAAAGGAGGCGUUGGAAGAAGACAAAGAAGAGGAAGAGAUCAGUGACGAUUCUACCGAAGCCGAAGAGGAUGAUGGUGAAGAAGAAAAAGGCAAGGAAGGAGACGUCAUCAAAUAUAUGAAGGGGAGAUUAGAUCACUAUAUGUGCAAGACCCUCAAGGAAGUGAAAGUGCUUUGCACGAAGCGCGGACUGAAGUGCAUUCGGAAGGACAAAGGGGCUUGGGAGUUAGCGAAGCAGGACACCGAACAGUACACGAAACUCGUCAACAAAGAAGAUGAAGACGAAACCGAUCACGCCGAAGCCUCAGACGAGGCUGGAUCCGAACAGCAGACCGAUGAUGACGAUGACGUGGCGGGAAAUUAGAUAGGAACACAAAAAAGACUUGGUUGAGAUCCUUGCGACGACUGGGGAAUUAUCUCUCCACAAUAAAGGGAAAAGGGAGGG